This is a messenger RNA of Caenorhabditis remanei, 2922 nucleotides long. RefSeq lists its product as uncharacterized. The coding region runs from base 1 to 2922 and encodes 973 amino acids. The transcript is spliced from 5 exons. The record is from RefSeq and is a predicted model, not a curated record. Lineage: Eukaryota; Metazoa; Nematoda; Chromadorea; Rhabditida; Rhabditidae.
AUGUCAACUGAACUCGCCAGAAAUUUGAUACAACGAAUACGAGAGGAUUUGAAGGAAUGCAUAGACAACAGCGAAGGUUGCAGCACCAGCACAAGUCAUCAAUUGGAAAAUGAAGAAGAUGAAUCCAUGGCAGAUCCAGAAGAUGAAAACUUACAUCAAGAGUUGGAAAAUGUAGAUGAGGAAUCCACAGCAGAUCUAGACAGGGAGAGUUCAAGUCUACGAGUACAAGAUGAAAUAGAAGGCUCAAUGGAUGUUUCGAGUUUUCAAAUUCGCUCACGCUACAGAAAAGACAUUGACGAUCAACGAGUUAAAAUGCUUUUCUCUAAUUUUUUGGAUGAAGCUGGUUUGGAUGACAGUGUCAUGGAAAGGCCUGGCUUUCAGAACUUAUUUCUUUAUGUUAAUCCUGCAGUCAAAUUUCCGGAACCAUCAAAGAACCAGACCCUCAAUGUACCAAAAACGGAAAAAUUGUUCAAAAAACGAUCAUCGUCCAGAAAACUAUUUUUUGGAGAACCGUUCGAAGCUGUCACUACACGAACUCAACUUGAACUUAAUAUCAACGAGGCUAAUGAAGGAGAGCCUAGCUCAUCAAGUUCAGUUUCCUCAGAUGCAAUCGAAAAUGUGGCUGAACGAAAGGAAACAAUGGCACAAAAAGAAAAUAUAAUGGAAGACUCAGCUGAAAUUCAAAAAUUGGAAACUGGAAAAAAAUGUGAAUCGAAUGCUUUUGACUCCUCAGAUGACGAUGAUGAUACGGACGUUCUGAAAUCUACAGAUACUGAUGAGAUGGUGCCGGGCGAAUCGGAAAGAGUGAAAGAACUAGUUGACAGAACUCUCAGCAAAGAACCACCAGCUCCUGGUCUUACACCUUGCUUUAUUUGCGGAAACAAUGUGACUAACCAUGAAAGUAUUACGAUGACUGCCAACGAAACAAUCAAAGCACUGAUGGCUGCAGUCCAUUGUGAAAAAAUCAAACUGGAAACUGCAGAAGCAGCUCUUUGCCAGGUUCGCCUCAAAAUGUGCAGUACUCAUCACGACAAUGUGUACAAAUGGAUGUGCAAAGCAAUUGGUGUCAAAACUGCAAGCGAAGUUGAUGCAAUACCUGGAAUAGACUUGUUCGACGUACUUACGGUGUACAGACGCUUGAAGGGAAUUCGAGAUGCUUACGAGAAUAGGAAUCCGUCCAACACUCCUUGUGGAUCUUUCAAAAUGGCGAUCAAGUCAUAUUACCGUAACUACGUUCCACGCAAGCGAGGAAUUGUGAGAUCAAUCAAAGCUAUUGCGCGAAUUGUCAAAGAGGAUCCACGCAAUAACUCUUUCGCAAAAAUGUCUCAGGACGAUGAGAAAAUCCUUUACAAAGAAGUUGGAAGGUCGGAUCACAGACAACACUCUCUUCAAUCACACACAACUGAACUUGCUGUGGCUGCAUCUUUGGAAAUUCCAGAAGAAUCUACUUCCGCUCCAAAUGACACUCAUAUUGAACCACAACAAGAACUCGAAACUACGAGGCUGGAAGAACAAAAUAACAACAUGCCAAGAGUGGCUGGCGAAGUCAUGCUACCAACUGAUGAUCAUUUUGAAGAAGGAGAUGAGAAACAAAGCAACCAACCAAUACUGCCACCAUCCGAUUCCCCUUGCGUGGCGAAAACUGAUCCAGAAGGACACGCAGAGAUCAAAUACCAAACCACAUUCCCAGACACAGUUCCGGACUUUGAGGUGGUAGAAGGGAGAACCUAUAAGGCAGUAAUGGCAGAGAACCCGGCAAGAACACUACUCAGUAGUUUAAUGGAAAUGUCGUGUGAUGAGGAGGAACCAGAAGAUUUGGAUGAAUCAUCUGAUGAAGAACCUGAUGAAGAAAUGGAGGACAACCAGCAGAGAGAAGAAGUGAAAUGUCACACCCCACCCAUGGAAGCAACAUUGGGACCAGAUUGUUACCCGCCUGGAGAAUUUCCAUUUGUUUCACCUGCUAGCCCUUUGGUAAAAGUUGAAGAACCGGAAGACGUCAAACCAGAACCAGAACAGCAAUUUUUGAAUGCCUGUGCUGAAACAUGGGAAACCAAUGAAGAAGUUGUUAUGACUGGAGACAACUUUGAAGUACGCGCAGUGAAGCAGGAAAUUGAGGAAAUAGACGACACUCUCAUGGAAAUAGAGGAACUACCUUCAAACUGGGUAAAAUCGGAGGCUGAACUACUCAGUGAACAAAGAAUAUCUCAAGAGCUGGAUUUAAAACCACUGGUCGAUCAAGGUUUAGAAAUAACACACGUGGUAACACAUCAGGGUGUGAUAAUUGACCAAAAAAAGUCAUUAAGCCCGAUUCCCGAUUUUGAAGAGCCACAACCAGAAAUCGGCGGUUGGAUGCCAAAACCGAUUCCAUGGGGCCAGAUGCUUUACUUUUCAACAGAUUCACUGGAUGUAAAAUCUAAUGAACAACCAGAUAAACAGGAAACAAGACUUGGAAAAAGAGCUAAACCAAUCGAGCAUGAAAGCAGUCCACCUCCUUCAAAGAAAGAAAAUGAACCAGUGCAAAGAGAAUCGUUGUCACGGGCGGUUAAAAGAACUAGUUAUCAAAGGCCAAGUUCACCAUGUUCAAUGGAAGUUGAGUUAUUUAUGAAACCAGCUAAACAACGACGCUUGAUGGAUGUAAACUGUGACGCGGCUGAUGGUAAAAAUAGGCCAAGUACACUGGAUGAUGCAUGUUUUGCGAAACCCGCCGAACUGCAACGUGUUUUGGAAAGCGACAUCGAACUUACACGUUUCAACCGUGAAGUCAGUCUACCUCCUGAUGUUCCAGCACAGAAUGGAUAUGGUUCGAUGAGAAGACGAUCUUUUUCACGGACGGCAAAAACGUAUGUCUAUAAUAGGUUAACUGCACCAUGCUCAGCGAUGACGAGGAUACAAAUUCAUCGAAUGACACCGGAACUCGCGUGA